AAAAUCCCGAUCAGCGAUCACACCCAUCUCGUAGAAUAGAAGUUAAUAGAAGCUAUUUCCCGAAAUGCCUAUUAGGUGUUAUGUCUGGUUUCUGAUAAGGUUGUUUUUCCCGACAGGAAAUCUGAACGCAUAAUUCAGAAUCCAAACUCAGAAACAGAGACUUUUGAAUUGGUGCUUCCGAAGAUUUCUAGAACCAGAGAAGCUCCGUUUCUUUUCCUUCGUCGGACCCACUUUCUCGGUCUAUAAAAACCUUCCCCAAGCUCCGGAAAAAAAAAAAAAACAUAGUUCCUCCCGUCACGCGAUCUCCGGCGAAUUAUGAUCGUGCUCUUCGUCUUCUCCGUCCUUCUUCAACACCUCUGUUUCUUCCUCGUCGAGCCCUAGAUGGAAGAAACCAGACGAUCCUCCGAUUUCCUCCGUUCCCGCAACUUCCCUUCCGGCUUCUACUGCUGGGAUUGGGAGUUUCUCACCGCCCUCUUGCUCUUUAGUUGUUGAUUCUAUCCAAGUUUCCUCCUUUCUCCAGAUUUGAUCCGAUUUCGGCCUUCUUUUCUCUCUUCUCUCUGUUUUUUUGGUAGUAAAGGAAUUUCUUUUUGGGGUUUUGUUUUCGCCGGAGAUGGCGGCGGCGCAGAGAUCUGUUCCGGCUCCGUUUCUUACGAAGACUUAUCAGCUCGUGGACGAUGCAAGCACCGACGACGUCGUUUCAUGGAACGAAGACGGCACGGCGUUCGUCGUUUGGAAGACGGCUGAGUUCGCUAAGGAUCUUCUUCCUCAGUACUUCAAGCACAAUAAUUUCUCCAGCUUCAUUCGUCAGCUCAACACCUAUGGGUUUCGAAAAGUUGUUCCCGACAAAUGGGAGUUCGCGAACGGGAAUUUCCGGCAAGGACAGGAGGAGCUUCUGUCGGAGAUACGGCGGAGAAAGGUGGUGGCGCCGCCGUCGCAGUCGAACUCCGCCGGAGAGGACUUAGGGUCGAGCUCCACGUCAUCACCGGGAUCGAAGAAUCCGGGAAGCGUGGAGACGGCGGCGAACAUGGUCGCAGAUUUGUCGGAGGAGAACGAGAAACUGAGACGAGAGAACGAGACACUGAGCUCGGAGCUCGCGGCGGCGAAGAGGCAGCGAGACGAGCUCGUGGCUUUCCUGUCGGAGCACCUGAAUGUGGGUCCCGACAAUAUAGAUGGGAUGGUCGAGGGAGCGACACGUGGCAAGAGACCGGCCGGCGAGGAGGAUUCCGGCGACGGCGGAGGAAUGAAAUUGUUCGGGGUUUGGUUGAAAGGGGAGAGGAGAAAGAGGGGAAGGGAAGGAAUUAAAAACGUGGACUUUAACAUUCACCCGCCACUGUGGAAGACCAGCAACGUCUGUCUCUGAAUUCAUGGCCCUUCCGCUCCUCAAUCGUCAAAAGGAUUUUCCCCCAAAAAGAAGAGAAUUAAAAAUAUUAGAAUAAUAGUAAAAAUAAAAUAGAUGUUGAAUUUCUUACGUGGCAUGUGGGGUUUUGUUAUGUUAUGUUGUAUGAUCAAUUCAUUAGACUGGUCAGAUGGUCUACAGGCACAUGUAUUGAAAGUCAAAAUAAUUGUCUUCCAUAAUUACUAUGGUUAGUUACCGUGUGUCCUAAGCUAUCUCCCAAGUAUUUACAUGGAAAAAAAAUGCACACUGAAUAAAUAUCAUCUUUAAUUGUUUUUUU
Messenger RNA from Tarenaya hassleriana, 1673 nucleotides. Its product is annotated as heat stress transcription factor B-1. The record is from RefSeq and is a predicted model, not a curated record. Gene Ontology annotation, biological process: regulation of transcription by RNA polymerase II. Lineage: Eukaryota; Viridiplantae; Streptophyta; Magnoliopsida; Brassicales; Cleomaceae. The transcript has 2 exons. Bases 611 to 1360 code for a protein of 249 amino acids. Gene Ontology annotation, molecular function: DNA-binding transcription factor activity; RNA polymerase II cis-regulatory region sequence-specific DNA binding. Gene Ontology annotation, cellular component: nucleus.